Molecule: messenger RNA, 2214 nt
Organism: Cricetulus griseus (Chinese hamster)
Lineage: Eukaryota; Metazoa; Chordata; Mammalia; Rodentia; Cricetidae
Source: RefSeq, a predicted model, not a curated record
UCAGGGCGGAGCAGGCGGAAGUAGGGUGAGAAGCGGCUACAACGCCGAGCGGAGGAGGUAGGAGCCGAAUUCCAGAAGCAGCUGGGUGGGCACCAUGGCCGGGAUCACCACCAUCGAGGCGGUGAAGCGCAAGAUCCAGGUUCUGCAGCAGCAGGCGGAUGAUGCCGAGGAGAGGACCGAGCGCCUCCAGCGGGAAGUGGAGGGAGAAAGGCGGGCCCGGGAGCAGGCCGAAGCUGAGGUGGCCUCCUUGAACCGUAGGAUCCAGCUGGUUGAAGAGGAGCUGGACCGUGCUCAGGAGCGCCUUGCCACUGCCCUGCAGAAGCUAGAGGAAGCAGAAAAAGCUGCUGAUGAGAGUGAAAGAGGAAUGAAGGUGAUUGAAAACCGAGCUCUAAAAGAUGAGGAAAAGAUGGAACUCCAGGAAAUCCAGCUAAAGGAAGCCAAGCACAUUGCAGAAGAGGCAGAUAGGAAGUAUGAAGAGGUGGCUCGUAAGUUGGUGAUUAUUGAAGGAGACUUGGAACGCACGGAGGAACGAGCCGAGCUGGCAGAGUCCCGUUGCCGAGAGAUGGAUGAGCAGAUCAGACUGAUGGACCAGAACCUGAAGUGUCUGAGUGCUGCUGAAGAAAAGUAUUCUCAAAAAGAAGACAAGUAUGAAGAGGAGAUAAAGAUUCUCACUGACAAACUCAAGGAGGCAGAGACUCGUGCCGAGUUUGCUGAAAGAUCGGUAGCCAAACUGGAAAAGACCAUCGAUGACUUGGAAGACGAGCUCUAUGCCCAGAAACUGAAGUACAAGGCCAUUAGCGACGAGCUGGACCACGCCCUCAAUGACAUGACCUCUAUAUAAGCUGAAGUGCACCAAAGAGGAGCACCUCUGUACACAAAGGAUGCUGGACCAGACCCUGCUGGACCUGAACGAGAUGUAGAGCACCCCCAGUCCCUGCCCCGCGGCCGCUCCUCCCUCUGACCCUGACUCCGCCUGAGGCCAGCCUGCCUGAAGCUGACCUUGAAACUGAGGGCUGAUCUUUUUAACUGAAGGCUGCUUUCCCCUCCUGCCACCCCCUCUACCCCCUCACGUCUUUUUCAUAAAACUGUGUCAGCCUCUUCCCAGAGUUUCCAGCUGGAGGGGCUGAGCACGUUUGGGAACAAUAUUUAAGGGAAUGUGAGCACAAUGCAGUGUCUUCAGCACACUUGUGAUAUGUACAUUGUGAUUACUUUCUGUCUUAGCAACCAUUUGUAACAUCCCAAGCACUUCCACAGCUUGGAGCAGCAACCCACUUCCUAGUCACUGCUGAAAGGUGACAUUUCAGCCUAAGGACACUGCUGUCUCCAUAGAGGAACACAGGACUGGGCCUGCCUCGCUGACAGCCAGCAGAGCCCAGGCAGGCUCCCCUGUGGGAAACCUCAGUUCUCCUCACCAAGUCCUAGCCAAACAACGGAUUCUAGGAAGUUAGCCAAAAACAAAAUACUCUGCCGGGCUGUGAAGGUUUUCAGCUUUGAUAUCUUUGAAUAACUUUAACCUUUUUUAUUUUUUUCUUUUUCCAUCAGAUGUGACCAAAUAAGACGGUGAGCCGUCUGAGACACCCCCACCUCCCAGGGCCAUGUGCAUGUUAGGCAAGCGUGUUACUGUGUGGCCCAGCCCGAGACCAAGCUUGUCUCAUUUCUACCCCAUUCCUAACUGCUCACACAGUGGACCAUGUUGCCCCUUAGCAUGGAGGUGACCACUUAUUGUCGCCCUCCCCACCCACCCCCACACCCCCUAGGAGAAAGGAAAGGAAAAUUAUGUUUGUGCCAUUGAUUUAGCCACAUGGAAGUCAUCUCAUCGCCCUUUCCUGAAGCUGCUGUCUCUAAAGUGCCAUCUCAUUGUGCUUUGUAUCAGCCAGUGCUGGAGAAAUCUUGAAUAGCUUAUGUAAAGAAAACUCUUUAAAUUUUAUAUUAUUUUGAAAUUUUGCUUUUGGGGCUUGGGUUAUCUUGGUCAACCCAGUGGCUGUGAGAAUUCUUUGCAGUCUGUGGGCUGGUGGUGUGCUGAUCUCUUGAGUGUCCACACCCAAUUUGCCAUGUCAGGCAGUCUCUUCGAGGCCUGUUAGGUGGACACGCUACAGCUUACUGGCUUAUUUGUACUCCCCUCUGUUGGGAGAAAGAACCCCAUAGUGCAACUGUUUUGAUACUGAAUAUCAAUAAGCGACAUUUUGAAAUAAAGAACCAGUCCCUCCACCCUCA